This is a messenger RNA of Aspergillus nidulans FGSC A4, 597 nucleotides long. Its product is annotated as low-affinity Cu transporter. The transcript is spliced from 4 exons. Gene Ontology annotation, molecular function: copper ion transmembrane transporter activity. The record is from RefSeq and is a predicted model, not a curated record. Gene Ontology annotation, biological process: copper ion transmembrane transport. Gene Ontology annotation, cellular component: membrane. Bases 1 to 597 code for a protein of 198 amino acids. NCBI's taxonomy places the organism in Eukaryota, Fungi, Ascomycota, Eurotiomycetes, Eurotiales, Aspergillaceae.
AUGGACAUGUACCAUAUGGGAAUGGACAUGGACCACUCACAUCACGAGCACGGCGAUAUGGACAUGGGAGGUAACCAAUGUAGCAUGAAUAUGCUGUUUACCUGGUCCACGAAAAACCUCUGCAUUGUCUUCUCGACAUGGCGUGUAACAGGUCCUCUUUCUCUCCUCGGAUCCCUGGUUGUCAUAGUGCUGCUGGCGGCCGGGUACGAGGGCAUCAGACAAGUUACACGGAAGUAUGAAGUAGCACAUGCGCGAAGACUAAGUGCAUUUUCCACUGCUGUAGUUGGAAGCAAUGAGUUCGCCGACGAAGAUGUCACGGGUUCUGGACCUGGACAUGAAUCCCAAAGCCAAGCAUAUGUCCCCAACGCAAGCUCACCGCUUCUUGUAGGCAGUGAUAACAGGAGAGCUAUGGAACGGAGAGGAAAGAUCACCAUGGCUGCGCUCUAUGGGGUGCAGGUCUUCUAUAGCUUUUUCAUCAUGCUUCUAUUCAUGACUUAUAAUGGUUUCGUGAUGCUUGCCGUCGCAAUUGGCGCAUUUGUCGGCUAUCUGGCGUUCGGGGAGAACAUGUCCGCGACAAAGUCGGUCGCUUGUCAUUGA